AUGUUCGAACACAGGCAAAUCCACCUUCAUAUAACCACUAGAAACAGGGUAAGGUCCAAGAGUAGUGGUCGAAUCACAGCACUGAGCAGAUUGAAAAAUUGUCGGUUUGCCUCAGAUCCCCGGUUCCGGUCGGAUCCACUGGCAGCCACCGGCGAAAUUACCGGGACAUGCUCUCAAAGUGAAUGUGGUGGAACGGCGCUCUGGCCGUAUUCGCUGUGCAUCGUCAUUUGUCCGCUCAGCUGGAUCAAGUUUCUCAUCGGUCAUCGUACUCGGCUGCUUCAAGACGCUGCGCUGAAGCCUGUCCCCUGUUGUUCCAAGAUUCCGCCAUCUGCCGCAAAGUCGCCUGGCGGAGUCUGGGCAUUAUGA
This is a messenger RNA of Histoplasma capsulatum G186AR, 366 nucleotides long. RefSeq lists its product as uncharacterized. The record is from RefSeq and is a predicted model, not a curated record. Bases 1 to 366 code for a protein of 121 amino acids. The transcript is spliced from 2 exons. Lineage: Eukaryota; Fungi; Ascomycota; Eurotiomycetes; Onygenales; Ajellomycetaceae.